CGGACUAUGUCGCUGCAUCCUCCCCGACUAGGCUCAUUCUCCGCCUUUCCCUCUGUGCCUGGAACACCAGUGCACUCUAUUCAGUCGAUGAGAAGGAAAGGCGCUGGUCAUAGCGGACCUCUCCCAAAGAUCCUCGUCGCCAACCGCGGGGAAAUCGCAAUUCGCGUUUUCAGAUCUGCUCAUGAACUCGCGAUGCACACUGUCGCGAUUUAUUCGUAUGAGGACCGGCUCUCUGCCCAUCGCCAAAAGUCCGACGAAGCAUAUCAAGUUGGUAAAGGUUUGACGCCCGUUGCUGCCUACCUUGCGCAGGACGAUAUCAUUCGAAUCGCGCUUGAACAUGGGGUGGACAUGAUCCAUCCAGGUUACGGAUUCCUUUCGGAGAAUGCGGAAUUCGCGCGCAAGGUUGAACAAGCUGGCAUUGCUUUCAUCGGGCCUUCACCUGAAGUCAUUGAUGGCUUGGGAGACAAGACUAAAGCCCGCACACUCGCCAUGAAAGCAGGGGUGCCUAUUGUUCCAGGGACUCCGGGACCAGUCGCGUCCUACUCCGAUGGCGACGCGUUUAUUAAAGAGUAUGGCUUUCCUGUUAUCAUCAAGGCCGCCAUGGGGGGAGGUGGCAGAGGAAUGCGUGUUGUCCGUGAACAAUCUGACUUCAAAGACGCGUUCGAACGGGCGACAAGUGAAGCAAAAUCAGCCUUCGGUGACGGCACAGUUUUCAUCGAGCGUUUUCUUGAACGGCCCCGUCACAUUGAAGUCCAGAUCCUUGCAGAUGCUCAAGGAAACACGAUCCACUUAUUUGAGCGUGACUGUUCCGUUCAAAGGCGGCACCAGAAAGUUGUAGAAGUUGCUCCAGCUACCCAUCUCCCGGAGGAAGUCAGGCAAGCCAUUCUCUCAGAUGCGAUCAAGCUAGCGAAAAGUGUUGGAUAUCGAAAUGCCGGAACAGCAGAGUUCCUAGUUGACCAAAUGGGAAGGCAUUACUUCAUCGAGAUUAAUCCUCGCAUUCAGGUGGAGCAUACGAUUACAGAGGAAAUCACCGGCAUCGAUAUUGUUGCUGCUCAGAUUCAGAUUGCGGCCGGGGCCACACUUCCCCAGCUUGGCCUAACGCAAGAGGCUGUUACCAAGCGUGGUUUCGCUAUCCAGUGCCGAGUAACGACGGAGGAUGCAUCCCAAGGCUUCCAACCCGAUACUGGAAAAAUCGAAGUAUACCGUAGCGCAGGUGGUAAUGGCGUUCGUCUGGACGCUAGCUCUGGUUUCGCUGGAGCCCAAAUAACUCCCCACUAUGACAGUUUGCUCGUCAAAUGUACAGUCAGUGGCACAACCUACGAAGUUGCUAGACGCAAGAUGCUGCGAGCUCUUGUUGAAUUUAGGAUUCGCGGCGUCAAAACUAAUAUUCCUUUCCUCUUUCGUCUCCUUACUCAUGAUGUCUUCAUUGGUGGCAAAACCUGGACCACCUUCAUUGACGACACGCCAGAGUUGUUUAAACUCGUUCAAAGCCAGAAUCGGGCUCAAAAAUUGCUGGCAUACCUUGGUGAUCUUGCCGUUAACGGUAGCUCCAUCAAAGGACAAGUGGGUGAACCUGGUCUGAAAGACGAAGUUAUAAUUCCGAAAUUCCAAAAUCGAGAAGAUCCCUCGAGCCCUCAAACCCUAGAUGCAUCUAUCCCGUGCGCUGUCGGUUGGCGAAAUAUAAUUGUGGAGCAGGGGCCCGAAGCCUUUGCAAAAGCAGUUCGAGAAUAUCCUGGCACUCUUAUCAUGGACACCACGUGGCGUGAUGCACACCAAUCUCUCCUGGCCACCCGUCUGCGUACAAUUGACAUGGUCAACAUUGCCAAAGAAACUAGCUACGCGCUAGCCAAUGCCUACAGUCUAGAGUGUUGGGGCGGGGCAACCUUCGAUGUUGCAAUGCGGUUCUUGUACGAAGAUCCCUGGGAGAGGCUGCGUACGUUGCGCAAGCUGGUACCAAAUAUUCCAUUCCAGGCCCUUGUGCGCGGUGCUAACGGAGUUGGUUACACAAGCUAUCCUGACAAUGCUAUCUACGAGUUUUCCAAGAAAGCCGUUGAAAAUGGCUUAGACAUCUUCAGAGUCUUCGAUUCUCUCAACUACUUUGGUGCGAUGCAACUUGGAAUUGAUGCUGCCAAAAAAGCUGGCGGGGUCGUCGAAGCCGUGGUCUGUUAUAGUGGGGACGUCGCCAGCCCCAACGAAAAGAAAUAUACCCUCCAGUACUAUCUCGAUUUCGUCGACAAACUCGUUCAGGAGGGCAUCCAUGUCCUCGGCGUCAAAGACAUGGCUGGCUUAUUGAAGCCGGAAGCCGCAAAGCUACUCAUUGGCGCAAUCCGUAAAGCAUACCCAGACCUUCCCAUCCAUGUUCACUCGCAUGACACCGCGGGCAUUGCUACUGCGAGUAUGAUUGCUGCUGCUGCUGCUGGUGCCGACGUAGUAGAUGUGGCUAUUGACAGCAUGUCUGGCCUAACUUCACAACCGUCCAUGGGAGCGGUCUGUAUGGCACUGGAGCAAACCGCCCUUGGAACUGGAAUACGAUUUGAAGAUAUUCAAGCUCUCAACCUAUAUUGGAGUCAAGUCCGCCUACUGUACGGCUGCUUUGAAGCAAACGUUCGCGCGUCCGACUCGAGUGUCUUCGAUCAUGAAAUGCCUGGUGGCCAAUAUACUAACCUAAUGUUCCAAGCUUCUCAACUUGGUCUCGGGACGCAAUGGACCGUAAUUAAACAGAAAUAUAUCGACGCAAAUGAACUUUGUGGAAACAUCAUCAAGGCCAGUGAAGUUACACCUUCUUCCAAAGUCGUCGGCGACUUUGCGCAAUGGAUGACAUCAAAUUCACUGACCAAAGAGCAAGUUGUGGAGCGUGCAGAACAACUUGAUUUCCCUUCUUCGGUUGUCGAAUUUUUCCAGGGUUAUCUUGGACAGCCGGUCGGCGGGUUUCCGGAGCCUUUACGCACCAGAAUCAUACGAAACAAGCCUAGAAUUGAUGGCAGACCUGGUGCUACGAUGGAUCCUCUUGACUUCAAGAAAAUCAAAGCAGAUUUGAGAAGCAAGUUUGGAAAGCAUAUCACUGAUGCCGAUGUGAUCUCAUCAGUGAUGUAUCCCAAGGCAAGCGUGUUUGAAGAUUAUCAAGGAUUCAUCGAAAAAUACGGUGAUCUUAGUGUGAUUCCGACCCGCUACUUCCUCGGUCGUCCAGAUAUGGGAGAAGAAAUGCACAUCUCCAUCGAGCAGGGGAAAACUCUUAUCAUCCGACUUAUGGCUGUUGGGCCUGUUGUCGAAGGGCACGCUCAACGCGAUGUUUGGUUUGAGGUCAACGGAGAAGUGCGCGCUGUCUCUGUCGAAGACAAAAAUUCGGCCGUUGAAACCGUCUCGCGCGAGAAAGCCACUAACGACCCUGGAUCCGUUGGCGCACCUAUGUCUGGUGUCGUUGUCGAGGUAAGAGUCAAGGAAGGUCAAGAAAUCAAGAAGGGUGACCCCAUAUGCGUCUUGAGUGCGAUGAAGAUGGAAUCCGCUGUGACUGCACCAGUAUCAGGACAUGUCAAACGGGUGACCGUACAAGAAGGCGAUUCCAUUACACAAGGCGAUCUGGUCGCUGAGAUCAUGCACUAG
Mycena indigotica is the source of this 3600-nucleotide messenger RNA. Its product is annotated as Pyruvate carboxylase. Gene Ontology annotation, cellular component: cytoplasm. Gene Ontology annotation, molecular function: ATP binding; pyruvate carboxylase activity; metal ion binding. Gene Ontology annotation, biological process: gluconeogenesis; pyruvate metabolic process. Lineage: Eukaryota; Fungi; Basidiomycota; Agaricomycetes; Agaricales; Mycenaceae. Bases 7 to 3600 code for a protein of 1197 amino acids. The record is from RefSeq and is a predicted model, not a curated record. The transcript is spliced from 24 exons.